Molecule: messenger RNA, 3733 nt
Organism: Vollenhovia emeryi
Lineage: Eukaryota; Metazoa; Arthropoda; Insecta; Hymenoptera; Formicidae
Gene: Calpb
Product: calpain-A-like
Exons: 17
Coding region: 392-2704 (770 amino acids)
Biological process (GO): proteolysis
Cellular component (GO): cytoplasm
Molecular function (GO): calcium ion binding; calcium-dependent cysteine-type endopeptidase activity
Source: RefSeq, a predicted model, not a curated record
AUAUGCCAGCCAGUGUACCACGUACCAUCGCCCGCGUCCAUUUCGGCGCGACCACGUGUGCCGCGGAAUCGGUAUCAUCUGGUGCCCGUCAUCAGCAGCCAGGUUUUGCGCCCCAAAUCCGCACGAAGACCCUGUCCGGAAUUGGUAUACAACGCAGUCGUUUAGAUCGUGCUCGCGCGCAUCAAUGACGAUUGAACCUCCCACGGUCGUAACUCGCGCGACCUUGAUAAGAGAAUCGGCGUUAUCGCGACGCUGACAGUGGCGCCGCGAAAAAAGCGAGGCUAAUCAGCGAGUACAAAGAUCCGCCUUGGCGAUCCCGUCGAUAAGACGCGGCGUCGCCCAAGUCCCGCUAGUCCGUAGACCUCGUCGGGAUUAAGAAUUGUGCGCGAAGAUGAACUCUUACGGAUGGAGCAGGGAGAUACGCGAGCCAGAGUUCGUCCGGCAAGAAACGAAGAAGAUAGAGUUAGGGGAGAAGGGGUCCGGCUUGAGGCCACGGGGUGAGGUCCAGGAUUUCAACACGCUGAGACGAGAAUGCCUGGCGACGGGAAGGCUCUUCGAGGAUCCCGAAUUUCCAGCCAACGACUCGUCGCUGUACUUCUCCCGCAGACCGGACAGAUACAUAGAAUGGAAGCGACCGAUGGAAAUCGCGGACAAUCCUCAGCUCUUCGUGGAGGGUUUCUCGAGAUUCGACGUUCAGCAGGGAGAGCUGGGAGACUGCUGGCUGCUGGCCGCCGUGGCGAAUCUGACCAUGCACCCGAAUCUGUUCUUUCAAGUAAUGCCAGAGGAUCAAAGCUUCGAGGAAAAUUACGCUGGAAUCUUCCACUUCAGGUUUUGGCAGUACGGUAGAUGGGUCGACGUGGUGAUCGACGAUCGAUUGCCCACCAGUCGCGGAGAAUUGGUAUAUCUGCACUCGGCCGAGAAUAAUGAAUUCUGGAGCGCCCUUCUCGAGAAAGCGUACGCGAAACUUCACGGUUCCUACGAGGCGUUGAAGGGCGGCACGACCUGCGAGGCCAUGGAAGACUUCACCGGUGGAGUAACGGAAAUGUACCAAAUGGACCAAACGCCGCCGAACUUGUUCAACAUACUGUUAAAAGCCUUUGAGAGGAACUCGUUGCUGGGUUGCUCCAUCGAGCCCGAUCCCAACAUAGUGGAGGCUGAAACCCCUCAGGGAUUGAUACGCGGUCACGCGUACAGCAUCACCCAAGUGAAGAACGUGGAGAUUCAUAUGCCGAAUCGGUACGGUACCAUACCUCUAUUGAGGCUUCGGAAUCCUUGGGGAAACGAGGCGGAAUGGAAUGGGCCUUGGAGCGAUCAAUCGCCGGAAUGGAGAUUCAUCCCCGAUCACGAGAAGGAGGAGCUCGGCCUGACCUUCGACAUGGACGGCGAAUUCUGGAUGUCGUUUCAGGACUUCACCCGCCACUUCACUCAACUCGAGAUAUGCAAUUUGAAUCCGGACUCCCUAACGACGGACGAUAUUAGCGCCGGGAAAAAACGCUGGGAGAUGAGCGUGUUUGAAGGAGAGUGGGUGCGCGGAGUGACAGCGGGCGGUUGCAGAAACUUUUUAGAGACCUUCUGCCAUAAUCCGCAGUAUCGCAUCACGUUGGAACAUCCAGAUGACGACGAUGACAAGUGUACCGUGAUCGCCGCUCUGAUGCAGAAGAACAGGAGGGCGCAAAGAAGAAUGGGUGCCGAUUGCCUCACUAUCGGAUUUGCGAUAUACCAUUUGGAGUAUCCAGAGAGGCUGCCGAAACCACUAGACAUUAACUUUUUCAAGUACAACGCGUCUGUUGGACGUUCACCAGCAUUUAUAAACUUACGGGAGGUCACGUGUCGUUUCAAGUUACCCCCGGGUGUUUACUGCAUAGUUCCGAGUACUUUCGACCCGAACGAGGAGGGUGAAUUCUUGCUGAGAAUCUUCUCUGAGAAUCAGAAUAAUAUGGAAGAAAAUGAUGAAGAAGUCGGUAUCGGAGACGUCGAUGACAGGAUAAUUAAUCCCGCAGACGGUAAGGAGGACCAAAGCGGAGAAAACGUUCGCGAUGAACCUGAACAAGACCGCAAUACCGAGAAAGUCCGAGAAUUCUUCAAGAAACUCGCUGGCGAUGAUUUGGAAGUGGACUGGAUGGAACUCAAGGAUAUCUUAGAUUUCGCUAUGAGGAAAGAGUUACCGCAGUUGGCGCAUCGUAGCGAGGCACAUGCUCCCGAAACUGUCGAAGGAAAUGGUUCGUUUAUCGACACUCUCAUCUCACUGCUGUGCGGCAUUGUUUGUAAUAAUGAACAGUACAAUAAGCCCGUAGAGACUCAUGACAGAGGUUUCAGUAAAGAUAUAUGUCGCAGUAUGGUCGCUAUGUUAGACGCAGAUCAUUCCGGCAAGCUCGGUUUUGAGGAGUUUAAGACCUUGUGGAAUGACGUUAGAAAGUGGAAGGCUGUUUUCAAGCUCUACGACAGAGACGAGUCCGGGUAUUUAAGUGCAUUUGAAUUAAGGCAAGCGUUAAACAGCGCGGGAUACCGUUUGAACCAUCACAUUCUCAAUAUACUGGUUCAUCGUUACGGCACUAAAGACGGCAAGAUUACGUUUGACGAUUACAUAAUGUGUGCGGUCAGGCUUAAAACAAUGAUCGAUAUUUUUAACGAGAGAGAUCCAGAUAAAACCCACACGGCUACGUUCACACUGGAAGAAUGGAUGGAAAAGACACUCUAUUCGUAAUAAAACAUAGAUAAAUUUAUGUUCGCCACGAUUCAAUUCUAUCUUGAACUCGAGAAUCUCUCUGAUGUAUCAGAGUGUGAUGAUAAACGGCCGUAAUGUGAAUGAGAAGUAUUUUUUUAUAGGGAACGGCGAGAGAGAAAAUAUUUUUUAACUUGCGAGAUAACAUAUAUCAUAUGUACACGAAGCUUAUUAACUUUUAUUUCUUCGAUGUUAUUUAAAGCGCCUGUACGAAUCUCCGCAGUAUAAAUUUUAAGGGGACGAGAAACAGGCGACGUUAUAUACAUAACAAUAUAUACACACAGAGAUUUUGCCCGUAAUAAUUAUGUUGAUUGGAAUAUGUGAAAGAAUAUGGUAUUGUGUGCCUUAACGUGCUUUAAGUGAUUGCAGCAUUAUCUAAAAUUUAUUAAAAAAGCAUACAUGAUUUGUCGGAACAUGUAAUGCGUGUGUCAACUAGUCCAUAGAUUAAUGCAAGUUUUCAAUUCGGAUGUGAAACAACACUUCAAUCUUAUUAAUUUUCACGGCCCCAUUCAUUUUACGAAGUCGACAUAAUUUAAUUUAACUCAAUCUACAGUUCGCUGCGCCACCUUGCAACUUAAUCUAGGGCAAUCUAGCUUCUUCCUUCCCUCGCUCCACCCCUAUCGAUGAUAUUGAUCGUUGUCGAUAUCACAGCUAUUGACAUCGGGAAUUUCUCGAAUGUUGAUACCCUGAAAAUUGCAGGCGAACUCUGAAAAAUUGUUGAGGAGGAAAGUGUGAUGAAACAUAGACGAAGAAUGUACACUAGGCAUCACUGAUGCCUUCCCAUAUGAAUUUAGGCACAGGGUAGAACACACAUAUUUUCCAUGUAUGUAUAUGCAAAAUGUAUAAAUGUGUUGAUGUGUGCACAAAUUCAUGCGAGAAGGCAUCAGCGAUUCCUAGUGUACAUACGUGGAUGUAUACGGCCGAACGUUAUAGAGUACGAAUGUGAAAUUAUAUUUUGUAUCGAUAUUUAAUUGCAUCUAAUGUACCGAAUAAAUCAAGUUCGUACUUAAA